This is a messenger RNA of Eleginops maclovinus (Patagonian blennie), 9325 nucleotides long. It is a transcript of the gene arhgap5, whose product is annotated as Rho GTPase activating protein 5. The record is from RefSeq and is a predicted model, not a curated record. Gene Ontology annotation, biological process: regulation of cell size; Rho protein signal transduction. Bases 472 to 4992 code for a protein of 1506 amino acids. Gene Ontology annotation, cellular component: cytosol. Lineage: Eukaryota; Metazoa; Chordata; Actinopteri; Perciformes; Eleginopidae. The transcript has 7 exons. Gene Ontology annotation, molecular function: GTPase activity; GTPase activator activity; GTP binding.
GGAGCACAGAGGAGCAGGUUUCGGCUUACAGCGCAUACCACACUAACAACACCGAAAUACUCUCAAAAAUACAGGCGAACCGGCCGAUUGGAAGUACAGGACUAACACCAUCAACUAAACCCAACUUCGGAUCUUGCUGAGGACACUAAGCACCGCAGAUUGUGGAUUUUAAAAAGGAGUUUAUUUGCCUUGUAAAUGUGGGAAUGCUUUCUCCUCUUUUCCGUGGUAUGUGGAUCUGGGAGCGACCAUGUUAAUAGGCAGGUGAUAAAAGGGGAAGCCGGCUGUUCUAUCCCAGCUUAAAGAAGACCCAGGAUAGAAGUGGAGAGAGAUAUAUUGAGUUGGAGGGGGGAUACACCACUGCCAAGGGAAAUCAGGAUGAAUGUUCCCCUGUACCACUGACGAGCAGAACUGGAAUGAUAUCUUGACCUUUUUCCUGGAAGUGACCAAGUCAGCGAUGCGUGGGGGGAUAUAAUGGCCAAGAACAAGGAUGCACGCCCCCCGACAUUCGCCCUCAGUGUGGUUGGCCUCUCGGGGACGGAGAAAGAGAAGGGAAAUUGUGGCGUUGGCAAGUCCUGCCUAUGCAACCGGUAUAUGCGCCCCAAUGCAGACAGCUACUACUCUGAGCACACCUCGGUGCUGAGCACAAUAGACUUUGGGGGACGUGUGGUUAACAAUGACCACUUCCUGUACUGGGGGGAGGUGGCCCAUCGAAGCGACGAUGGGUUGGACUGUAAAUUACAAGUCAUCGAACAGACGGAGUUUAUCGAUGACCAGACGUUUCUUCCGCAUCGGAGUACGAACCUUCAGCCGUACACCAAACGGGCGGCAGCAACCAAGCUCCAGUCGGCGGAAAAGCUAAUGUACAUCUGCACGGACCAGCUGGGCUUGGAGCAAGACUUUGAGCAGAGGCAGAUGCCCGAUGGAAAGCUAAACAUCGAUGGCUUUGUUCUCUGUAUCGAUGUUAGCAAGGGUUGCAACAGGAAGUUUGACGAUCAGAUGAAGUUUGUCAACAGCCUCUACUCCCAAAUUGUCAAGUCAAAGAAGCCCAUUGUCAUUGCCGCCACAAAAUGUGAUGAGUGUGUGGACCAGCAUCUGAGGGACCUGCAGGCCUUUGUUGCCAGCAAGAAGAACCUGCUGCUAAUUGAAACGUCAGCACGGUCUAACAUCAACGUAGAGGUCUGCUUCAACGCCCUCAUCCAGCAGCUGGAUAAAACAAGAGGGAAGCCAAAAACUGUGCCAUACCUGGACGCCUAUAAAAUCCAACGGCAGCUUGUUGCCUCAUUAACUGAUAGAUUUGAGAAGCUGAUGGUGCACACGGUGAGAGAUUACCACACCACAUGGAAAACGGUGACUAACAAUCUGAAGGGGCAACAUGACUAUAAUGACUUCAUCACGUUGGAGGGCACCAGGAAAGCACGCAACAUGUUCACAAAGCACAUUGCACAACUGAAGCACGAGCACAUCAGGAGAAGGAGGGAAGAGUACCUGACAACGCUACCGAAAACCCUUAACAACCUCCUCAAUAACCUGGACGAGGUCGAACACCUCUCCUGGCCUGAAGCGCAGAGUGUGGUCAGGAACCGAACUGACUUCCAGUACUGGUUUGUGGUUCUGGAAAAAACGCCGUGGGAUGAGACGGACCAUAUCGACAUCAGCGAUCGCAGGAUACCCUUUGACCUCCUCGAUACACCUGAUGGUGAGAGAAUAUACCAUAACCACGUCCAGCACUUGCUGUCUGAGAAGAGGAGGGGGGAGAUGAAAGAGAGGUUCAAGAAGACGCUGGAUAGGGUUCAUUUUAUCAGUGCAGGGCAGCCUUGGGAGGAAGUCAUGUGCUUUGUCAUGGAGGACGAGGCCUACAAGUACAUCUCAGAAUCAGAUAGAAGGGAUGUUUACUGUAGACACCAGCAGGAAAUAGUUGAAAGGGCCAAAGAGGAUUUUCAGGAAAUGCUUUUUGAGCAUGCUGAGCUUUUCUAUGACUUGGAUCUGAAUGCCACCCCCAGCUGUGACAAGAUGAGCGAAAUUCACUGUGUGCUGAAUGAGGAACCCAGAUACAGAGCACUGCAGAAACUUGCCCCAGAUAGAGAGUCUCUCCUCCUCAAACACAUUGGGUUUGUAUACCAUCCCACUAAGGAGACAUGUCUGAGUGGGCAGAACUGUGUGGAUCUGAAAGUAGAGCAGGUUUUAGCCAACAGAUUGGUGCAGCUCGACCACGGACGCUCUAAUCUUUACUAUAACAGUGCCAACAUCGAUAAGAUCAACCUCUGCCUCCUGGGAAGGGAGGGUCUCUCACAAGAACUAGCUAACGAGAUCAGAGCUCAGUCCACAGAUGAUGAAUACACCUUAGAUGGAAAAAUCUAUGAACUGGAGCUUCUUCCCGUGGAUGUGAAUUCCACACUACUCUUCAGCCAUACGUGGGUCAACUCUUUCAAGCCACAUGGCUGUUUUUGUGUGUUCAACUCCAUAGAGUCCCUCAACUGUAUCGGAGAUUGCAUAGGCAGAAUCAGAGCAGAGAUAGCACAAAGUAGACGAGAUAGGUUUGCACAGCCACUACCGUUCAUUCUAAUCCUGGCCAAUCAGAGGGAUAGUAUUUGCAAAAACAUACCUAUCUUGAGGCACCAAGGCCAACAGCUGGCAAACAAGUUGCAGUGCACCUUUGUCGACAUCCCCUCUGUGGCCUUUCCACGUAAAUUCACUGAGUUCCAGGUUAAGCAGGGUCUUCGAGCGGUACUUGAGGGACUGAAGCAUAACUUUGACGUCUUGGCUCCAAUGCCCUCUAUCAAAGACAUGUCAGAGACGGACCUUAGGAUAGUCAUGUGCGCCAUGUGCUGGGAUCCUUUCAGCGUUGACCUCAUCCUCUCACCUUUCCUAGACUCGCACUGCUGCAGCGCCGGGCAGCCUGGCCAGAGCAACACCCUGAUACUAGACAAGAUCAUCGGGGACAGCAGGAGGCGGAUCCAGGUCACGGUCCUGUCUUACCACACUGCUAUUGGUGUCCGCAAAGAUGAACUAGUUCAUGGCUACAUCUUGGUCUACUCUGCCAAGCGCAAGGCUUCUAUGGCGACCCUGCGGGCGUUCUUGGCCGAGGUCCAGGACGUGAUCCCUGUCCAGAUGGUGGCGAUUACAGACAGUCAGGCAGACUUCUUUGAGAAUGAUGCCAUCAAGGAGCUGAUGACGGAGGGGGAGCACAUUGCCACAGAGAUUGCUGCCAAGUUCACGGCCCUCUACUCCCUGUCUCAGUAUCAUCGGCAGACGGAGGUUUUUACACCCUUCUUCAACGAAGUGCUGCAGAAAAAGCCCAACAUUGAGAGUUCCUUCUUGUUUGACAGCUCAUCACGGGAGUGCACCACUGGUGCCAGUGAAGAUGUGUUCCCCACCUCGCCCCAUAGCCAUUCCCCGGCUUACAACACCUAUUACCCAGAAUCUGAUGAUGACAACGAGGCCCCCCCACCUUACAGUCCAAUAGGUGAUGAUGUUCAGCUUCUCCCAACUCCCAGCGAGCGCGCCAAAUACCGCAUCGACCUAGAAGGCAAUGAGUACCCUGUCCAUAGCACCCCUAUCGGAGAUCAUGAACGCAACCACAAAGUGCCUCCACCUGUCCGGCCCAAACCGGUGCUGCCCAAACCUAAUGUCAAAAAGCUGGACCCCAACCUGCUCAAAACCAUCGAGGCUGGCAUGAGAAGCAACCGCAGGAUGCCACGCGGCCAAAUGACACACGGUGAGGACGUGGAUGCGUCAGACAACUAUGCAGACCCAGUGGACACCUUGCUAAGGUCCAGAGGCUUCCACAACGACGACAUAUAUGCUGUGCCUGAAGACUCCCACAGCCGCCUGGUCAAAAUAAGGAACUCCUUUGGUGGGUUGCAUGGCCUUCAUGGAGGAGAGGAGGAGAACGGGUUUGACAGAAAGUCUCAGGCUGCACGGCGGCCGUCAAAGUACAAACAUCGUUCUAAAAUCUUGUUCAGCAAAACGAAGGCCUACCAAAGACGGUUCCAGUCUGACAGUGAUGGGGAGGAGUCGGGCCCUGCCACGCAGAAAAAGAAAAAGGGAAGAGCCCACCGAGGCAGCGAGGAGGACCCACUACUCUCCCCUGCAGACCCCUGGAAAGGUGGGAUAGAUAACCCCGCCAUCACCUCCGACCCCGAGCAGGAGGACAAGAAGGUGAAGAAGAAGAAGACGCCCAAGACAAAAGAACCGAAGAAGGCGAAAUCUUCCAAACCUCCAAAACCUCUGUACCCGCCGACCCGGAGAACCUGGGAGAGCAACUACUUUGGCGUUCCCCUGCAGAACCUGGUGACCGCCGAUCGGCCCAUCCCGCUAUUCAUCGAUAAAUGUGUCGACUACAUCGAGCGCACAGGUCUGACGACAGAAGGCCUGUAUCGCGUCAGCGGGAACAAGACGGACCAGGACAACAUCCAGAAACAGUUUGAUCAAGAUCACAGUAUCGACUUCGUGGUGAUGGACGUGGCGGUGAACGCUGCUGCCGGAGCGCUGAAGGCUUUCUUCGCCGACCUGCCCGACCCGCUCAUCCCCUACAGCCUGCACCCGGAGCUGGUGGAGGCCGCAAAAAUCGUGGACUACAUCGAGCGUCUGCAAGUUCUGCGGGAGAUCGUGAAGAAGUUUCCGUCUGUCAACUACCAGGUCUUCAAGUUCAUCAUCACACACCUCAACAGGGUGAGCCAGCACAGUAAGACCACGCUGAUGACGGCGGACAACCUGUCCAUCUGCUUCUGGCCGACGCUGAUGCGGCCCGACUUCGAGAACAAGGACACGCUGUCCACCACCAAGCUGAACCAGGCCGUCAUCGAGUCCUUCAUCGUGCAGAGCGACUACUUCUUCCACGGCGGCGAGGUGGCCGAGAGCUCCAGCAGCGAGGGGACGCCGCCGCCGCACCACUGCCACAACAUGGUGGAGGCGCUGCUCCCCCUGCAGCUGCCCCCGCCCCUGCAGCCGCAGCAGAUCCAGCACACGCUGCACCCCGACCCGCUCAUCUAACUGGGGAGAGCAUGCUGGGAAAUGCAGUCCAUUAAUUGUUUGCCGGUGAUUGAGCGUUCAGAGACACAUCGUUUGUCGGAUUAAAACUAAUCUGUUAAAUCCCGGAUUAGAGACAAUCGGACGUCACCUUUUUUUUGGUUUUGGAACUAAUUUUUCCGACCCUUUUUGCAAGACUGAAUAUAGAUGAUUCGGCACAUAGAGAGAACACUUUAGCAGGGUCUUACUUGGAUUUACUAAUAAAGAUUUACCUUUACCCUGAUGGAAUAGCACACUGAGCAAACCCCCGCUUAAACCCCCCCCCCCCCCAUGUUUUCCUGCUUUGAGACAACUGAAAAGGGAAGUUAAAACUUAGAGAGACCCCACGACUGCAACUCAAAUAUGAACGCUGACUCAUUAGAUAUUUGACUGACUGUUCUUCUCCUGUCGACCCAAAAUCAGUCAAUCUUUUCCCACCAGACGUCGGAACAAUCAACGAACCCCUCGUGAAAAUCGUGGAUUAUUUUGAGGGGUAAACAGAAUAAUCCCGCCCCCCCCCCUGCUUCAUGAACGUUGACCCCCUAAAAGGACAGCACAUGCACGAUUUGUGCUCCACACGCCAAUGUCAUGUCUGUCUGUUUUUUUAUUUUUAUAAUUUCAACUGUGUGUGUGUGUGUGUGUGUGUGUGUGUGUGUGUGUGUGUGUGUGUGUGUGUGUGUGUGUGUGUGUGUGUGUGUGUGUGUGUGUGUGUGUGUGUGUGUGUGUGUGUGUGUGUGUGUGUGUGUGUGUGUGUGUGUGUGUGUGUGUGUGUGUGUGUGUGUGUGUGUGUGUGGCUGGUCUGCAGCCAGUGUGUUCCUUCUCUGCAGAGGGAAGAGGGGAUCCAGGAGGGAAUAAUACAAAAAGAAAAGGUGGACUCGUUACACUCCGUACGAAAGAAUCCGGUUGAACGGACUUUACUCCAAACCUCCCGCUCACCGUAUCGUCCCCGUAGAGCCUCUAACCCUCGGCGGUGGCACACCAGUGAGGAAAACCACUACGUCGCAAUGCAUUCUGGAUCUUUUCCGAGGCAUCUUCCCCCGCGGAGGCUCUUCAUUUCUGCUUUGCGUUGGUUUGUUGGAAGCUAAGAAUUUGCAUGUCUCUGUUUUUUGCCACUUAGUGAGAUAAAAAAAAAGAAGUUUAAAAAAAUGAAAUGAAAAACUUUAAAUGUUCAGAUUUGAUUUGAUCUGAAUCUCUGCUUUUUGUUUUGGGGUUUAAGGGUAACAGGAAAACCUCUCAAGAGGAGUCUUUUUUUGCAUCUGUUUAUUCACCGUCAUGCAAGAAAUCAACUCUUUAAUAUCAUAUUUUUGGUUAUAUGUCGAAUAGUUUUCCCUAAAUAGAGGAAAAGAAGUAUAUAUAAGUAUAAAUAUAUAUAUAAAUAUAUCAGCAGCAGACGUUUGCUGAUUUAGUGAAAUACCACGGGGUACUGGACUGUAUAAUCUGUCAGAAGCUAUAAUCAUAUUUCUUUGUGGUUCUGAUGGUGAAACCCAUCUUUUUUUUAAUCUGAUGGUGUGUGUGAGUGUCUGAAUGCGUGUGUGUGUGGAAGGGGAGCGGGUUUGAUAACAGAUCUGUGGGUUUUAAUCCUCUUUGGCUCGUUUGAAAGCGAAGGUAAAUCCCUCGUCGCUCUCUUCAUCGAUGACACUUUGAGAGGCUGAGGGAGAGGUCGUUAGAGUUGAGGUUGAGUUUAACUCAGUGGCUGUGUUAACUUUUGUUCUGCUGAUCGUAUACACGCCGAGUAUCGCUCUUCUAAAAGAUUAAAAAGAUGUUCUACAGAAACUUCAAACACUCUUCUGUCCAUCUGGAUAAACGCAUUCCACCUGCUGCAUGAAAAAUACGACUUCAUACCCAAACAUAUGAAUCUGUGGCGCUUUCUUUUACACGUCUGAAUCAAUUCAGAGGCCCUAAUAUGCUUGUUUUGGGUUUGUCCGUUUCCUGUAGUGCGUCACAUUGGUUUUAGUGCAUGUCAAUGGUCUGCAAAGGCUUGAAAUCCCAAAGUUCCCGGAACAUAGUGACAUCACGUUAGAACACUUCUAUCUGCUAGCACUCUGACACAUUGUACGUGAUAGGCUAAGGAACGGGACAUCUCUAAGCGGUGGACCAAUCACAGCAGACCACGCGGCCAGCUACCCAAUCAGAACAGACUCUGGUUUCAGACGGAUGGAGACAUGUCACAGUAGAGGAACCAAAUACUAAUUUGAACCUAAAAAUGAGCAGAAUAUGGCCCCUCUAAGUUUCUCUAGUACACUUUACUUGAGUAUCUUUAUUUCCUUCUACGUACUCCAUGACAUUUCAGAGGGAGAUCCCCUACCUUUCCCCUCCCUACAUUUAGUUGCCCUCCAUAUUAAUACAUAUCUAGUCUUUUUUACGUUGCAGUCUUGCCACUCUUACCUGGGUAAAGGAUCUGAAUGCUUCCUGCCCUGGUAAUUUGGCUCUAAUUAUAGAGGAAGUGGAGUUUCCAAUUGGCACACUUCUAAUCAAUUAAUUUCCAGCUAAUUGCCGGCGGCCUCACCCGGAGUCUUUUAAUCAGGACACAGCGGGGCGGCUCCACACGUCUCCUGGCAGGAAAACAAUUCAGCAUUAUACAGAAUAAAAGUUUGAAGAAGAAGAAGUCAUUUUUUACUUUAUUUAGUACCAAAUAACACCAGGAGAUGUAUUAUCAUUUAAAGUUCAAAUGUCAUACCAGACGCCUAAUGGAAUAUUAUUUAAUCCAGAUGGACAGAAGAGUCUUUUAGUAGUCGGAAAAUGACUCGGGUGUGUGGACUUUAAGACAUCUUGAAGGUUUUUACCAACUACUUCUGCCAAAACUACCACUAAUACACCAUUUCACUUUAAUUCAUGGCUUUAUAUGAGCUUAAGAUAAAUGCAUGAAUAUCGGUGAAUGUGACAUAACGGUCAAAGUCUGAUCAGCAGUUUGAAAGCCCUUCAUUCAUAAUUUAACAGUUUUUCAUUAACUUGAAAAGUCAAAGCAAAUGGAUCCUUUAAUGGUCCAUUAUACCCAGAAUGCAUUGCUCUGCUAGUGUCUGGCUGUAUGUGGUGAAGGAAGUAUAAAAAGUUGGAAGGAAAGUGAAAGAGGGCCAAAACGUGAUCAGCAAAACGACUCAGAAGUGUUUCGAUGAACGCCAGCGACGGGGGAGGGUUCCAAUUAUACGAUACUGUCGAGCAGGGGUGCGUCCCAAUUCUGAUGUGUGUCUCCAGGGUUCCUGAAGUCGGUCAGCUUUUUAUUUUUUGGAUGACUGAAAUCUGAACCCGGAUAACGUCAUGAGGGAAUUUCUGUCUUGAGAUGCUUUUAAAAUCCACUACCUUUCAAAUAAAUGAAGUGCAUUUUAUACUUUUCCUCUUUAAACUCUUCAAACGAGUUUUAGUUAAAAAAUAAAUAUAUAUUUUCAGCUUAAACUUAAUUUAUUUUGACCAUUACAGUAAACUAUUGAGUAAAAGCUCCAAUUCCCUAAUAUUGGGUAAUUCUACAUUUUGUAGGACUUCUAAAUGUCAUGUUGUUUGAUAUUUUGGAUUGUAAAUCGGACAAAACACGGUAUUUAAAGAAGUAAGGUUUGAUAAUCUUACAAACUUAACAUGAUUGUCAAUUUAAGCCCCUUUUUCUUGCAGAUUUCACAGGAUUUAGAUCUUGUCUACAAUUACAACAACUCUAGAGGUAGAAAAGGAAAGACGCCGUCCUUCAUUUAAGAGAAAAAGGCCGUACUGAAGUGAAAUGGAAUGCGGCCAAAAGCCUGUCUCCGAACAUCGACACAAAUCUGAUUUAGCGGACCCUUUAAAGGGCACUUUGAAGGAGACACGUGUCUGGAAUGGGACCCACUGCGAGACGAAUGACACAUCAUCUCCCUUUGAGUUGUGAAUGAGAGGGUAAGGGGUUAGCUGUAAAGGGGGAUACAUAUUCAGAAUGGAACGAAGCCAAAAGCCCAUUUUAAGGUUUUAUGACGUUGGACUGAAGGGCACAUUGAAGGGAGCGAAUGGGGGAAGUGGAACGGAGCCAAGGGCGUCCUGAUCUACGAUUAUUAUUUUUAUUUUGUGGGAGGGUGGGGGGGUUGGGGAGGGUCUCAGCAGCUGCUAGAUAAUAAAAGAUUAAGCUGUUUGUCUGUAGUUUUUUCAUCAAUCAAUCAAACUCUUUUUUUAAUGUUUGAUCAUCCUGUUGAUAAGAUCUGCUCUCAUCCAGUCACACCAGUGUACAAACCAACUGACUCUUAACGUCAUCCGCUGUGUAUUAUAGUAAAUAAAAAUGAUUUUCAGAAAUGAAAAAAGUCUAAAACAAGUUUUUUUGUUCUGUUCUUUCUCCAUAAUGUUUCCAAAUAAAGUUUCUUUUUUUCCA